ACCACUCAUGCUACCACUACGCGCGCCCUUCACUUUACAGUACAGUACCUGAACACCUUACAAAAAAACUUGUGUUUGUAGUUUUUUAACAGCAUUACUCUUAUUUAUUUUUUUAUGAAGUGACAGAAACUAACACCAGCAGUGGUUGGGACAUAGAAAUAAUUUUGGAGGUUUUAGCGUUUAAUUCAGAUCAGGCAGCGAUGACGGCUCCAAACUCUGCAGAAAGGAAGGCCUGCUGGGACGCCAGGGACCAGCUAUGGAAAUGUCUGGAUGACAAUGGUGACAAAGCUGCCUCCUGCCACAAGUUCCAGAGCGAGUUUGAGGCAAAUUGCCCCGCUCAGUGGGUGAAAUAUUUCACCAAGAGGAGAGACUUCCUGAAAUACAAAGAGAAGAUGCAGACAGAAGGAUUCACACCUGCUGAAGGCCCCCAGCAACCUUCCUAACCACUGGACAGCACACUGACUUUCAGCCUUAUUCAGACCAUGGCCAGAGGGGCAGGACUUAAUUAUGGACCUGAACACCUUUAUCAUUAUUUAUUUGUACAGAGAUAAACGCUACACGCAUUAGCAGCUCCAAGCGGCAGCAUGAGCGACCUGUUUGAGCUUAUUUGAGCUUCCCUCCUCAGAAAUCUGUGACGUCAGCUCAUUUUAACCAACCCAGCUGAGAGAGAGAGAGAGAGCCACGGAUAGUGAUUCCAGUUUUCUCAGUUGGAUUUCACCUAGUUGGACUCACCGGAUGUAGACCGUUGGGAUAAAGCCUGCCAUUGGCUGCCUAUUUCAGCUGGUUUUCUCCUCCUCUUCCGCCAUCUGUUUUGUAAGGGCACCGUCGCUGCAUUCGGGGCUUAGCACCACCCAAGAUGAUUGUGAUUGGUUUAAAGAAAUACAAGCCAUCCAGAGCGUUUUGUCCCCUAUCACAGAAUGUUAACUCGUUGCAGCGAGACGUUUCUCCAGUGCUGUGGAGAUAGGUCUGGCAACGCAAGACUAGAUUUUGACCUGGAAAUUACAUGUAAUGUCCCUGUGGAACUUGACUAAUGUCACUUGGAAUAGUUGUGAUCAGUGCAACGCUUACACAGACACGGUACAUGCACACACUGGGUCUUAUGUCUCAUUCUAACACUGUUCACAAUGAACUUUCUGCGAUUGUUUUUAGUGAAAGUAUCACCUCCUUUCCAUCCGUUAGCAGCCGUAGCAUUCUGUGUGCAGAACACGGGGUGGUGUUCUAUAUCUGUGUGGAGUUUGGGUUGAAGUCUUGAUCAAUUCAGUUACACUAGUGUGAUUUACAAAUAAAUGCAGAUCUUUAGUGAUUGCUGAUACUUAGCGUUUUAAUUCUGGGACAGAAAAUCUCAAGUGUGACUGACUUGUGGUGUUUUAUGUAAAUAAAAAAUAAUAAUGCAUACAAUAGUGGUUUUAUUGUGCAUGUACAAUGUAUCAAUCUAACUCAUGAGACAUUAAGGUAUAACAUAUAAUUUAGGAAUAUAACAGCUCAUUUGGAAAACAGGCUUUAUAUUACAAAUCUAUAUGUAUUUACAAAAGGAGUGUGGACCCUGCGUCAAAGCUCACGGCCGUAACCCCAUCACGCUGUAGGAAACCUUCAGUACAACUGAAUACAUUACAAAAUAAAAGCGUAGGCUUUUGAUUCUGCCCACACUAGGAACUAAACUUGUAAUGAAGUGAUAUAAAAAGAAGAAAAAACACAAAUUGCAUUUAAAAUUAGUGUAAAAAUAGAAAGCAAUUUUUAUAUAUAUAUAUAUAUAUAUAUAUAUAUUUGCACAGUACAGUGAAUGUUAAUGUGCAAACAGUUCCACCACCAGGCGGCAGAUAUUGUGAUUGGACAGUUGAUUGAACAAACUAUUGUACCAUACAACCCUGUGCUACCUCACUCCUCUCUCUUCUUUAAAGGCCUUGGAUGCUGCAUUCAACAAGAACUUUGCAGCGUCCCAAAUAAAUCGGCAUUUCUUUUACAUUACGUGCCAGGUGAAAUGUCACACCUCCAGGGUGACAACAAAGACAGACCAAAGGUGGUCAUCCUGUCGCUUACCAUGCUAAUGUAACAAAUUUCAUUAAAUAUACACAUUCUUGUGAUAAUUACAGGAGCUACUGAUUCUUGAUAAAGGUGUUUUCUAACUGCUUACUACUGUAAGAGACUUUCAUUUUCAAGAUUAUAUUGGCAUAACUCAGGACCUUAGCUAGUAAAAAUCUCAGAUUUGAGGACUUCAUAAUCUUAUUAUGAAGUUUUCACCAAAAAAA
This is a messenger RNA of Sander lucioperca (pikeperch), 2246 nucleotides long. RefSeq names its product cytochrome c oxidase assembly factor 6 homolog. Gene Ontology annotation, biological process: respiratory chain complex IV assembly. The transcript has 3 exons. Gene Ontology annotation, cellular component: respiratory chain complex IV; mitochondrion. The record is from RefSeq and is a predicted model, not a curated record. Lineage: Eukaryota; Metazoa; Chordata; Actinopteri; Perciformes; Percidae. The coding region runs from base 201 to 443 and encodes 80 amino acids.